CUGCAGCCGAAUUUGCCUGACUGGUCCACCGUCCAGGUGCAUGAAGGCACACCUUUUGUAAAUUUUAGUGAUUUCGUCUUUUUUUUGGUUCAGUGGGAAGACAUCUCUCUUGUUUCGUCAGGCGCUGCACUGGGCAGAAAGGAGAGGUCAAUGUGUGUUGUUUCGUUGCCCCCUCACCACUGGAGUCUCUGCCCCUCCUACCUCAGACUCUCGGCUCCGAGUCCAUCUGUCAGCCCGACUCACACGUCUUGAGGAGAAUACAUUUCAAUUCUAUUGUAAAAAACACUGUUUGAAAGAAGCUACAUUGGAACCCCUCUCUAAGCACAAGGACACCUCUCUAAAAAGGACACUUUUUCUUUCCCAUAGAACAGUUUCCUCCAUGUGAUCUAACCCCUGAAAUAAGGACACCUCACUAAUACGGACACUCUCUGUAGAUACCCAGCCAAUCUGACAGAGCUUCUCCACCUCCUCACUACGCUUCAUAUACCCCACUGCCAAGACGAAACUACUCCAUAUGACUCCAUUAUAGUCGAUGACGUACACAAGUUUGUAUCCAACCAAGCCACUGGGAAAGGAGCCAGUAUGACUGCCGAGUUAGCCCAGCUCUGUGCCUAUAUCGUUGAUGCAGCAAAGUACUUGAAUCAACAGAGAGAGAAAGAAAUCACAGGGGCAGUAUCAUCUUUCGCAUCGUCGGGUGUAGCUCUCUCAUUCUCAACUCACAUGCGAAACGCAGAUAUGAUGGUAGAGAUCGCUAGAAGAUGGAUGUCAGACGUUUUCCUCAUAUCUACACACAGUGAAGGUUGGUUCACAGUCUCUGAAGAUCAAUCAGGUACCAAAUGCUUGCACUAUCAACUCGCCUACCCAUAUCUCCAAAUAAAGCCCACCCAUAUCUCCAAAUAACGCCCACCACAUAAAACUGAAAGCAAAAUUGAGCUUACUCAGCAGUUUGCGGCCUAAAAUUUCUGUAUCAUGCUUCCGCAAAUUAUUGUAACACUUGCUACUCAUCCUGAUUUUGUUCACACCAUAAUUGUACAUGAGUGCCAUAAAAAAAAAAUGUUUGAGACACUGAUACUAUUGGUCGGAGACACAAAAAGUAGUGAUUGAACAACAAAGACAGUUUUGUAGAGAAGCUAUGCAUAAUAUACAUGGAAUAUGCCGGAAGAAAG
This is a messenger RNA of Geodia barretti, 1166 nucleotides long. NCBI's taxonomy places the organism in Eukaryota, Metazoa, Porifera, Demospongiae, Tetractinellida, Geodiidae. The record is from the annotation of a GenBank genome assembly.